Messenger RNA from Endocarpon pusillum Z07020, 510 nucleotides. RefSeq lists its product as uncharacterized. The transcript has a single exon. NCBI's taxonomy places the organism in Eukaryota, Fungi, Ascomycota, Eurotiomycetes, Verrucariales, Verrucariaceae. The record is from RefSeq and is a predicted model, not a curated record. The coding region runs from base 1 to 510 and encodes 169 amino acids.
AUGCCCACCAAGCCACCAAUGAUAUUCAUCAACCUCCCCGUCUCCUCCUUCCCAGACUCCAUAACUUUCUACACAGCCCUCGGCUUCGUCCAGAACAAAUCCUUCACCGAACCGGGCAAUGUAGCAAUGAUGUCGCUCCCGCCCUUCGACCCUCCUGACAGCGGAGUUGGCAUGAUCAAUGUCAUGCUCCACACCCACGAGAAGUUCCAGGGUUUCAUGCCCCCCGGCAAGCAGAUCGCCGAUGCUAAGAAGCGCACCGAGGUGCUGUUGUGUCUGAGCUGUGAGUCGAAGGAGGAGGUGGAUGAGAUGGUGGAAAAAGCGGUGAGAGCCGGUGGGAAAGGGCAGGUGUGUCCGAAGCAGAAUGUGAGCGAGGCGAUGUACGGAGAUAGCUUUGAGGAUUUGGAUGGGCAUGUUUGGGAGCUGGUGUGGAUGAGUGAGGCCAUGGUGAAGGGAGAGGAGCCGCCAACGAAGACGAUGAAGGGGGAGAAAGAAGACGAGAAGAAGGAUUAA